CUCCACAGAGUCUCUGACUUCUGUCUGUAACGCUGGAGAACAGCAGAUGCUGCAGACACCAGUGAAGAUGUCUUCACUGAAGCUGCUGGACUGCAGGAACCUGAUGAAGAUGAGAGGAGAAACCACAGCAGAGAAACAACAGAGUGAUGAAGAUGAUGAUUUUAUUCCUUUUGACCUGAUGGAGGUGAACGAGGAAAUUCAAGAGCUGAAUGAAAUGGAGGAAAAAUUUCAGAAACUUCAUCAUUUCAAAACUGGAGAAAAUGAUUGGAGUUGCUCAAAGACUAAAAAGAAUUGCCCACCAAAAAAGUCUCGAAGAACUGCCAAAAAUACUUUCAUCUGCUCUCAGUGUGGAAAGAAUUUCACAUAUAAAAGUCACCUUAAUACACACUUGAGAGUUCACACAGGAGAGAGACCUUACUCGUGCCAUCAGUGUGGAAAAAGUUUCACAUCUGUAGGCCAUCUGAAAGAUCAUCUCUGCUGUCACUCUGGAGAAAGGCCAUUUGAAUGUGAUCAGAUAACGUUUGUUGUGGAUACAAACUUAAGAAAACACCUGGAAACUCACUCAAAUGAGAAGCCUUACAAGUGUUCUUUUUGUGGAAAGAGUUUUGCACACCCGUCCUAUUUUAAAGAGCACCAGAAAAUUCAUACCGGCACGAGUGCUUGUGUGUGUUUUGAAUGUGGGAAGAUCUUUAUUACAGCCAGCGACUUCAAACGGCACCAAAGAAUUCAUACUGGAGAGAAACCUUACAAGUGCUCACACUGUGAAAAGAGUUUCACUCAGUCAGAACACCUGAAAAAACACGAGAGAAUCCAUACUGGAGAAAAACCUUACAAGUGCUCACACUGUGGAAAGAGUUUCACUCAGUCACGAAACCUGAAAAUACACGAGAGAAUCCAUACUGGAGAAAAACCUUACAAGUGCUCAACCUGUGGAAAGAGUUUCACUCACUCACUUAGCCUGAAAAUACAUGAGAGUAUUCAUACUGGAGAGAAACCUUACAAGUGCUCACAUUGUGAAAAGAGUUUCACUCAGUCAGAACACCUGAAAAAACACGAGAGAAUCCAUACUGGAGAAAAACCUUACCAGUGCUCACACUGUGGAAAGAGUUUCACUCACUCAAAUAACCUGAAAAUACACCAGAGAAUCCAUACUGGAGAGAAACCUUACAAGUGCUCACACUGUGGAAAGAGUUUCACUCACUCACAUAGCCUGAAAAUACAUGAGAGUAUUCAUUCUGGAGAAAAACUUUACAAGUGCUCACACUGUGAAAAGAGUUUCACUCAGCCACAAAACCUGAAAAUUCAUGAGAGAAUCCAUACAGGGGAGAAACCUUACAAGUGCUCACACUGUGGAAAGGGUUUCACUAAUUCCCGUAGCCUAAAAAUACAUGAGAGAAUUCAUACUGGAGAAAAACUUUACAAGUGUUCACACUGUGAAAAGAGUUUCACUCAGUCACAAAACCUGAAAAUACAUGAGAGAAUUCAUACUGGAGAAAAACCUUUCCAAUGCUCUUCAUGUGGUAAGAGUUUCAGCCAAUUAGGUAAUCUAUAUAGACAUAUAAAGAAUUGCCCAAGUAGUCAUAGUGAGCAAAAUAAUCUCCACUGUCACUCUGCAGAGACCAUUUGAAUGUGAUAAGUGUGGUAAAACAUUUGUUGUGGAGAUAAUGCUAAGAAUACACUUGAAAACUCACAAAAAUGAGAAGCCUUACAAAUGUUCUUUUUGUGAAAAGAGUUUUGCAGACUUGUCCUAUUUUAAAGAGCAUCAGAAAAUACAUACUGGUUUGAGCACUCAUAUGUGCUUUGAAUAUGGGAAGAUUUUUUUUUAGAGCCGGUGACUUGAAACGGCACCAAAGAAUUCAUACUGGAGAGAAACCUUACAAGUGCUCACACUGUGAAAAGACUUUCACUCAGUCACAAAACCUGAAAAUUCAUGAGAGAAUCCAUACUGGAGAGAAACCAUACCAAUGCUCUUCAUGUGGGAAGAGUUUCAGUCAAUUAAGUAAUCUACAUACACAUGGAAAGAAUUCCCUAAGUAGCAGAGGUCUGCAGGGGUCUUAAAAUUUAACCCGACCCGUACCCGAGACUGUGUGGUCUGACCCUACCUGGCCCGAAUGAUACCAUCAGAUUUUAAGCCCAAACCCGACCCGAACCUGAAAUUGCUUAAUAUCUAAUUUCUUCUCCUAGCAAGUGUUGCAAUAGUCUAUAUUUUAUGUAAGCAUAUAGGCAACAUUUGUAACAGUACUGAAACAGUAAACAUACAGAGUUUUAAGAAGGCAAAGCAGCCCCUCAAUACACUAGAGCAGAAGGGAAAAAAGCAUUGACUUACCGUUUAUUUGCUGAAAAUUCACUUGGUGCAAAACAAUUUGGAAUAAUAUGAAACACUGCAACAUCCCACUCUGUGCAGCCUGAACUUGUUUAGAAUGUUGAAUCUUUGUGACAACUGCUCUGAAAACAAUCUAGACGCAGCGCAAAGAAUGAAACAGCACAGGUGUCUUAACAGGCAUUUUUGACAGUUUGAAGUUCUUUUUAACUUGACAUGGUGUUUAAAAUAUGCCGGUCCUGCACGAGACACUGAAGAAAAAGCAAAUGUGAAAGACAUUCGUCCAGCAUGUGUUUAAACAAUGGCAAAACAGAACAGACACGUGCAAAAACACAUUCGGUGUGAACGACCCCUAACUCAUCUGUUCCCAUGUCUGUGAGAGACAAGUUUGGUAAGCCGUUACAAACCCGAAGUCCUACUUGAAGAACUGACCCAAACCCGGCCCGAAAGCCACCGGGUUCUUGGGUCCCGUCAGGGUCGGUUCGAGUUGCAGACCUCUACCAAGUAGUCACAGUGAGCAAAAAUCCUCUUCAGGCCCUUGAUAUCAAGUAAAUAGUUUGAAAUUAACACUUCAGCAUCACUGUCCUGUCAUCACAGGUAUGUGUGGAACAUUGACCGAACAUUGUGUGAGAAGUUCAGACAACAAACUUGAUUCAGCAGUUAAAGGGAUAGUUCACCCAAAAAAAUAAUUUAUUUACCCUCAUGCCAUCUCAAAUUCGAAUGAUUUUUUUUUUUUUGUGGAACACAAAGUAUUUUGAUGGAGAUAUGAUGUAAAUCAAUCCAUCCAAUGGAAGUGAAUGGGGACAAAAUUUUCAAGCUCCAAAAUGACAAAAGCAGCAUCAGGGUAAUCCAUUGGGACUCCAGUGGUUUAAUCCAUGUCUUUAGAAACGAUGCGAUCAGUUUUGGGUGAGAACAGGCCAAAAUAUAACUUCUUUGUAACUAUAAAUCUUGACAUUGCAGUCUCUAAGCACACUCGCCAAGGAGACUGCAGAUGUCAAGAUUUAUAGUGAAAAAGGAGUUGCACUUUGGUCUGUUCUUACCCAAAACAGAGCUUGAAUCGAGAUUGUGAUCUUUGAACGAUUAAUUGUGCAGCUCUAUUGGCAGCUAAUCUUGCACCCCAACAGCUCUUAUAAGGUGCCAGUAUGGUGUCCUGCAUCUGCAAAACCCCUUCCCCCAUUUUAAUGAUGAUUAGAUAAAUAAUACAAUAUUUUGAGAUGAGAGAGGCAGACAUGUGAGCGACAAGCUCUGUGCACUUUGCUAGUUUUUUAAUUAUUUUCAUUUUAUAAUCCGGUGUGAUUCGAUACACCCAGAUACAUAUUUGCUCUUUGAGGUAAACAUGGUAAAGAAGUGAAAAUCCUCAGACUCUGGAGACAUUAAAAGACACUUACGUGCUCUAGCUGAAACCUCUGACAGGCCUGCUAGCGGGGGACUCGAUUUUCAGUGUCAACUCUCCAUCAUAUCGGUGAUGCUGACGAAGGUUGUUGCUGACUUGGAGGAUCUCGCUGUAAUACAUCGAUCGAUUACGGCAAUGGAAACAAAAUUCUCUGAGUUGGUUACAAGAGUGGCAGAAGUUGAAAAACGGAUCGAUUAUUUGGAAUCAUCGGAAAGGGAAUUAUCCGCUAAUCUGCCUGCGUCCAAAAUAGACCUGCAACACAUUUUGGAAAAACUGGAAUAUUGCGAAAAUAUGAGCCGAAGGAAUAACAUACGGAUUGUUGGAAUUCGUGAGCAUGAAGAAGGCAGAGAUAUGGUGAAAUUCCUAGACGAGCUCUUCCAGAGUCUGCUCGACGUAACAGGCCAUAAGCUGGAAAUCAAGUGAGCUCACCGAGUCCCGGCUCACAGAUCUGCUGAGGGAGACAGGCCCCGAUCAGUUCUGGCCAAAUUUCUGAGAUCAUCCGAUAAAGAUCUCGUGUUGCACCAGGCGAGGAGCAAAGGAAAGCUUUCUUGGAAGAAUCACAAUAUUUUCUUAUUCCCGGAAUUUGUGAAUUAGACAAGAGAAACGUGAACUCUUACAUCAACGGAAGAUCGCUUUUGCACUGAUGUUUCCAGCCAGACUGAGAAUAGACACCAAGGACGGCAGCAAAGUAUUUUUAUGCCCCAAUAAGGGACUGGCCUACAUAGAAACUAUGGGCGAGUAAAACGAUUGGGCGUUUCUUAUGUGAGUGGACUGACUCGCUGUUCAGUGACUCGACUAUCGAAGCAAGCCGGGCGCCAUUUUUGUUUCUUUUUGCGUUGGCUCUGCCAAGCGGCUGGAGUUUGUUUUGUGGCAGGACUCCUUCAAGAAACUUUUGCAUUGACGGAAGAUCGCUUUUACUCUGAAGUUCCUGGCCAGAUUGAGACUGGUCUCUAUGGAUGACCGCAAAAUAUCUACAUGCUCACAUAAAGGACGUCCUUUAUAAAGUUGACGGACUGAGUAAGUCAUGGUGUUUUUUCUCUACGCGGCCUCCGAGAGAAUUUGACUCUUGAUCAUCCAAGGAAUUUGACUCUUGAUCAUCCAAGGAACUAUGCCUAUUUUGUUUCUUUUUGUGCUGGUUCCGCCUAGCGGCUGGAGUUUGUUUUGUGGAAUAACACUGCUUCGGGACAGUUGUGGAUGAAUCUGUUCGUUCUUUGUGCUUGCGCCUCCUGUUUGCUGGAGUUUGUUUUGUGGAGUAUUUUCGUGGGACAUUGGAAUGAUUACGUCAUCUGCUGCACUCAUAAUAGCUGGCUCACUGAACACUUGUUUGUCUGUCCGAGGAAACUAAAUGGCUUUAUAUCAGCUGGAAGUUGUUUUGUGGAGGACCACACCUUCGAGACUGUUCUGUGAAUGAAUCUACAAGUUCUUUGUGUUUAUUCUGCCUGUUGGCUGGGGUCUGUUUUACAAAGUAUUUGCUGUUAUGUAAUUUUGCCUCACAAAAUUUGUGCAGAAGCAGCGGACUUAAACAAUCCGAUGGCAAAGUUGUCACGGGGGUCCUCGUAGGCAUACAUGGACAUUUUGAGUUUAGAGGGAUUGAUGCCGGUUGGCGCUGUCGUGCGUGGGGUUAAUGUGCACGUUUUUCUUUUUUCUAUUUGUUUUGUUCGGGGUUUUAUUGUUGCACUAAUGGGGAGUGUGGUCUGUAUAAUCUUAUUUUUGACACACAGUUUAUUUUUUCUGUCAUAUCAAAAUGUCAAAUGUUAUUAUGAGUAGGUUAUCUCUCUCCACAUGGAAUGUGAAUGGGUUGGGGCACCCCAUAAAAAGAAGGAAGGUUAUUUCUUAAACGCAAGAAAUAUGAUAUACUGUUUCUUCAAGAAAUGCAUCUCUCCUCGCAGCAAGCAGAGAAAUUUGGGAAGAUAUGGGGUGGACAUGUUUUCUUUAGUGCUGGCUCAAGUAAGAGCUGGGUAGUCAUUAUAGUGAUAAACAUCUACAAUUCAAAUUUCUCAAACAGAUUAAAGAUAAAUUAGGAAGAGUCAUUAUUGUUUUAGGAGAAAUUAUGGGGCAAAGGUUGAUUUUGGCUAAUAUUUACUCACCUAAUGCUGAUGAUCAGGGCUUUUUUAUAGAUCUUGAAGGGAUGUUGCAAGCCGCUGGCACCCCUCAUGAUAUAAUAUUGGGAGGAGACUUUAAUCUGUUGAUGGAUUCAGUCUAUGAUCAUAGUGAAGCAAAAGUGUGUAAGCCCCGUAGAGCAACGGUGACACUUCAAAGGAUGUGUAAAAAUCUUGGUCUUUCAGAUAUUUGGCGACUUUUGAACCCAUCUGGUAGGGACUAGACAUUUUUUUUCAUCAGUCCACAAGAUUUAUUCUAGAAUAGAUUUCUUUUUAUAUCUAAGUCUCUCAUUUAAUCUGUUGUUGAUUGCUCAGUUGGAAACAUCUUAGUCUCAGAUCAUGCCCUGGUGAGUUUAGAGGUGUUGCCACAUACAGAGAAAAAGAAAUCAUAUAGUUGCCGCUUUAAUGUAUCACUUUUGCAAAAUCCUAAUUUCCAACAAAUGUUAAAGACUGAAAUCAAUGUUUAUAUGGAGACCAACUGGUCAUCGAUAUCCUCUGUGGGCGUGGCUUGGGAGGCACUUAAGGCAGUUCUGAGGGGUCGGAUCAUACAGUAUGCAAAGCACGAGAACUCGUGGAGUUUGAAGGGAAUAUUAAAAGUGCAGAGGCAGAGCUGAAGCACAGAAUAUCGUCUGAUGGCCUCAGAGAACUGACCCAUACUAUUUUAUCGUGGAAAGUGGAGUUUUGGCUAUUCAGGGCAAGACAGUCAUACUGUAUCAGGAGACAAAGCAGGGAAGCAUUUGGCUAGAUAUAUAAAGCAGAGAGAGUCUUUUUCUACCAUUCCCUCAGUGAAAUCUGCUGGUGGUGAAAUUUUUACCUCAGCCAUUGAUAUUAAUAAUGCCUUUAAUCUCGAUCUCUAUAGUUCCACGUCUUCAUCUACUGAUGAAGAUAUUAGAACAUUUGUGGAACCAUUAGAACUCCCUAAAUUGACGACUGAGCAAAAAAAUUAUCUGGAUUCUGAGAUAACCUUGGAGGAGCUUGAUGAGGUAAUUAAAGCCUUACCUACAGGCAAGGCUCCAGAGCCAGAUGGUUUUGCUGCUGAAUUUUUUAGAUCUUAUGCUACAGAAUUGGCUCCCCUUUUGUUAGUAUAUACAGAAUCAUUAAAGAAUGGAAAGUUUCCUCCAACCAUGACAAAAGCUCGGAUCAGUCUGAUUCUUAAAAAGGACAAAGAUCCAAGCGAGUGUAAAAGUUACCGUCCAAUUUCCCUGAACCAGCUAGAUGUAAAAAUUUUGGCAAAGAUUUUGGCUAACUGAUUAAGAUAUGACAUCUUAUAGAUCAAGUGGGGUUUAUUCGGGGUCGUAGCUCUUCUGAUAAUAUUAGGCAUUUCAUUGAUAUCAUGUGGUCAGUAGCGAAUGAUCAGUCUCCGAUCGCUGCCAUCUCACUUGACGCCGAAAAGGCGUUUGAUAAGGUAGAAUGGGAUUAUCUAUUUAAGAUUUUGGAAAUAUAUGGGUUCGGGAGUACAUGUAUUACCUGGAUUAAGUUACUUUAUAGACGCUCUGUUGCAGUGGUACAAACAAAUGGAUUAAUUUCAGAUUAUUUUACUCUGAAUAGGGGCACUCGGCAGGGUUGCACUCUUUCCCCAUUAUUGUUCUGUCUUGCCCUGGAACCAUUAGCAGCCGCAAUAAGAAAUGAGGAGGAUUUUCCAGGGGUGAUUACUGGAGGUAUGGCGCAUAAGCUUCUGCUUUAUGCAGAUUAUAUUUUAUUAUUUGUCUCUGACCCUACUAGAUCUAUGCCUUGCCUCCACAGAAUUAUUCAUUCCUUUUCCAAAUUCUCAGGAUACAAAGUUAAUUGGGCUAAAUCCGAAGCUUUGGCUCUGACAGCGUACUGUCCAGUAGCGGCCUUACAGCUGGGCGCCUUCCAGCAGCCCAAACAGGGCAUCAAGUAUUUGGGUAUUUUAUUCCCAGCAAAUUUGUCUGAUUUAGUUAGUUCAUUUUGAUCCUAUAAUAAAAAGAUUUUGGAGCGAUGUGGACAUGUGGGCUUCAUUACAUUUAUCGAUGAUUGGGAAGGUUAAUGUUAUUAAAAUGAAUUGUAUUCCAAAAUUCAACUACCUGCUACAAUUUCUCCCUGUGAAUGUCCUCCUCUCUUAUUUCAUACAAUUUGAUAGCAUAGCGAAGUCCUUCAUUUGGAAUGGUAAACGUCCCAGGUUACAUUUCAGUAAGCUGCAUAGGCAGAUUGACAAAGGUGGGCUAGGCCUACCCAAGAUUUUGUUUUAUUAUUAUGCGUUCGGUCUCAGGCAUUUGGAUCAUUGGUCGCUUCCACCUGAGAGAGCCCCUCCCUGGUUUGGUAUUGAACAAGAAGUCCUUGCCCCUAUUUUGCCAUUACAAAGCCUUUCUAUCAAACUAACCAGAGAAGCUAAGUCACACCCCGUUAUUUCUCAUUUGCACUCAGUAUGGACAAAAGUGUCCAGAGUGUUUAAUUCAGACAUUUAUCAGAAUGCUGCCUCGAGCAUAUGGCUGAACCCAAAAUUAUGUAUUGAUAAGUCCCCUUUCUGAUAUAGUGGAUUGCGAGGGGGGUUAAUAAACUCGGUGACCUAUAUGAGAGUGGAGUGUUGAGAUCCUUUGGUAAUUUGGCUCAACAUUUUGGGAUUCCCAGAUCUCAGUUUUUUAGGUAUUUACAGUUGCGCCACCUGCUCUGUUCUAUUUUUGGGAGUAGCAUACAUCCCCCUAAAGUGGCAGAUACUUUGGGAGAGGUGAUUACUGCUUUUGGAAAAGGUCAUGAGGCAUCAGUGUAAUACUCCCUGCUAGUUCAGAGUCUGGGGGACGGAGCUUUACCUCUAUCAAUAGAUUAUGGGAGAAAGAUUUUAAUUUGGUAUUGGAGGAUGGAGUGUGGGCUGGGAUUCUAAAAUACGUCAAGACUGCAUCUAGAGACGCAAGAGUGCAACUUAUACAAUUCAAGAUUUUACAUAGAUUCUAUUGGACCCCCACUAGACUGUAUAGGCUUGGUCUUAAAGACACACCCGCCUGCUGCCGUUGCCAAUCAGAGGAUGGAGACAUAGCGCACCACCAAAAAACAUGGGCCGAGAUUCAGGAAUUUUGGUUGAAGGUACAGAGUUUUGUAUGUGACAUGUUGGGCAUUCGGAUUUCGUUUUGCCCCAGACUCUGUGUCUUGGGUGAUGGGGCAGUCAUCAAAAUAGGCUAUAAAUACAUAAAAGAUUGGGUCAUCGCCAAUGUGAUGAUAGGCAGGCAGAUUGUUUUAAGGGGUUGGAAGUCGGUGGGAGCACCCUCAAUUCGGGAGUGGUGCGAGGAGAUGGUAAGGGUGGCAGCCUUUGUAGAAAGCUGGGAUUAUGGGAUUCUUUUAAUGGGAAAUGAGGUAAAUAUUUUAUGUUUUGGGGGGCUUUCGGAGUAGGUCUGUGGAGAGAGGAAUGUAGUUUAGAGUUGUAUGUUUAUUAUAUGUGUAUGUAUAUAUGUGUAUGAGAAUGUGUAUGUAUGCGUAUAUACAUAUGUAUAUGGGUGUGUAUGUAUAAACAGUUCAAACGUGCUCAAAAGUUUGCAUACCCUUGGAGAAUUGGUAAUAUACACUAUAUUGCCAAAAGUAUUCGCUCAUCUGCCUUUAGACGCAUAUGAACUUAAGUGACAUCCCAUUCUUAAUCCAUAGGGUUUAAUAUGACAUCGGCCCACCCUUUGCAGCUAUAACAGCUUCAACUCUACUGGGAAGGCUUUCCACAAGGUUUAGGAGUGUGUUUAUGGGAAUGUUUGACCAUUCUUCCAGAAGUGCAUUUGUGUGGUCAGACACUGAUGUUGGACGAGAAGGCCUGGCUCGCAGUCUUCGCUCUAAUUCAUCCCAAAGGUGCUCUGUCGGGUUGAGGUCAGGACUCUGUGCAAGCCAGUUCUUCCACACCAAACUCACUCAUCCAUGUCUUUAUGGACCUUGCUUUGUGCACUAGUGCGCAGUCAUGUUGGAACAGGAAGGGGCCAUCCCCAAACUGUUCCCACAAAGUUGGGAGCAUGGAAUUGUCCAAAAUCUCUUGGUAUGCUGAAGCAUUCAGAGUUCCUUUCACUGGAACUAAGGGGCCAAGCCCAGCUCCUGAAAAACAACCCCACACCAUAAUCCCCCCUCCACCAAACUUCACAGUUGGCACAAUGCAGUCAGACAAGUACCAUUCUCCUGGCAACCGCCAAACCCAGACUCGUCCAUCAGAUUGCCAGAUGGAGAAGCGUGAUUCGUCACUCCAGAGAACGCGUCUCCACUGCUCUAGAGUCCAGUGGCGGCGUGCUUUACACCACUGCAUCCGACGCUUUGCAUUGCACUUGGUGAUGUAUGGCUUGGAUGCAGCUGCUCGGCCAUGGAAACCCAUUCCAUGAAGCUCUCUACGCACUGUUCUUGAGCUAAUCUGAAGGCCACAUGAACUUUGGAGGUCUGUAGCGAUUGACUCUGCAGAAAGUUGGCGACCUCUGCGCACUAUGCGCCUCAGCAUCCGCUGACCCCGCUCUGUCAUUUUACGUGGCCUACCACUUUGUGGCUGAGUUGCUGUCAUUCCCAAUCGCUUCCACUUUGUUAUAAUACCACUGACAGUUGACUGUGGAAUAUUUAGUAGCGAGGAAAUUUCACGACUGGACUUGUUGCACAGGUGGCAUCCUAUCACAGUACCACGCUGGAAUUCACUGAGCUCCUGAGAGCGGCCCAUUCUUUCACAAAUGUUUGUAGAAGCAGUCUGCAUGCCUAGGUGCUUCAUUUUAUACACCUGUGGCCAUGGAAGUGAUUGGAACACCUGAAUUCAAUUAUUUGGAUGGGUGAGCGAAUACUUUUGGCAAUAUAGUGUAUGUACCAUUUUUAAAGAGAACAUGAGUGAGCAGGCAAAACACAUUUAUUUCUUAUGGGAUUCAUAUUCAAAUGUAGGUUAUAACAGAAUGGCACAAUCAUAAAACAAAUCAUGGCAACAAAGAAAAAAAUAAAAUGACACCUGUUCAAAAGUCUGCAUACCCUUAGUUCUUAAUACUGUGCAUUGCCCCCCUUUAGCAUCAAUGACAGCGUGCAGUCUUUUGUAAUAGUUGUCAAUGAGGCCCCAAAUUCUUGCAGGUGGUAUAGCUGCCCAUUCAUCUUGGCAAAAUGCCUCCAGGUCAUGCAAAGUCUUUGGUCGUCUUGCAUGAACCGCACGUUUGAGAUCCCCCCAGAGUGGCUCAGUGAUAUUAGGGUCAAGAGACUGUGAUGGCCACUCCAGAACCUUCACCUUUUUCUGCUGUAACCACUGGAGGGUCAACUUGGCCUUGUGCUUAGGGUCAUUGUCGUACUGGAAAGUCCAAGAGCGUCCCAUGCGCAGCUUUCUUGCAAAAGAAUGCAAAUUGUCUGCCAGUAUUUUCAGAUAACAUGCUGCAUUCAUCUUGCCAUUAAUUUUCACAAGAUUCCCCAUGCCUUUAGAGCUUACCCCCCACCCCCUCCAAAACAUCAGUGAGCCACCACCAUGCUUCACAGUGGGGAUGGUAUUCUUUUCACUAUAGGCCUUGUUGACCCCUCUCCAAACAUAGCGCUUAUGGCUGUGACAAUAAAGCUCUAUUUUGGUCUCGUCACUCCAAAUUACAGUGUGCCCACAAGCUGUGAGGCGUGUUGAGGUGUUGUUGGGCAUAUUGUAACUGGGCUUUUUUGUGGCAUUGGUGCAGUAAAGGCUUCUUUCUGGCAACUCAACCAUGCAGCUCAUUUUUGUUCAAGUAUCGCCGUAUUGAGCUCCUUGAAACAACCACACUGUCUUUUUCCAGAGCAUCCUGUAUUUCUCCUGAGAUUACCUGUGGGUUUUUCUUUGUAUCCCGAAGAAUUCUUCUGGCAGUUGUGGCUGAAAUCUUUCUUGGUCAACCUGAUUUCUGUUAUCAUUAUGAUUUAAAAAGGAGCCAAACAACUAUGUGAUAAUAAAUGGCUUCAUAUUAUCACUAUCCUUAAAGACAGUUUUUUUUUUGCAUGAUCAGUCAUAUUUUCAAAAUCUAUGCCAGGGUAUGCAAACUUUUGAGCACAAC
Molecule: messenger RNA, 11751 nt
Organism: Myxocyprinus asiaticus (Chinese sucker)
Lineage: Eukaryota; Metazoa; Chordata; Actinopteri; Cypriniformes; Catostomidae
Product: zinc finger protein OZF-like
Exons: 2
Coding region: 47-1627 (526 amino acids)
Biological process (GO): regulation of transcription by RNA polymerase II
Molecular function (GO): RNA polymerase II cis-regulatory region sequence-specific DNA binding; DNA-binding transcription factor activity
Source: RefSeq, a predicted model, not a curated record